Molecule: messenger RNA, 366 nt
Organism: Schistocerca nitens (vagrant locust)
Lineage: Eukaryota; Metazoa; Arthropoda; Insecta; Orthoptera; Acrididae
Product: vitelline membrane protein 15a-2-like
Exons: 1
Coding region: 1-366 (121 amino acids)
Source: RefSeq, a predicted model, not a curated record
AUGACCGCGGGCGCGGCCAUUGUGCCGUGCUGCCCUUUUGAGUCCGCGCCGCUGGGCGCCGUGACGGGGCCGCCGCCGCCGCCGCCGCCGCCGCCGCCGGCGCAUUCCCGCACGCCGCCGCCGCCACUCGAUAUGGUAAUAGCGCCGCGGCAUCCUCCAAUUAUUGACGUCGCCUCGGUUUCGCCAGCUUCGCCCAAUUACGGGCUGCGAGUCCGGGCGGCGCAGAGCGGAGGGCAAAGGCGAGUGUCCUCACGGCAGCGCACCGCGGCGCCACAAUUAAAACGCGACGAACGUCCACCUCAUUACAGCGCGGCCUCCGCGAUGCGCGUUCUGCAGCGCCACUUCCGAGGACGCGUGCUCCUCUGA